Molecule: messenger RNA, 2267 nt
Organism: Neurospora tetrasperma FGSC 2508
Lineage: Eukaryota; Fungi; Ascomycota; Sordariomycetes; Sordariales; Sordariaceae
Exons: 4
Coding region: 1-2085 (694 amino acids)
Source: RefSeq, a predicted model, not a curated record
AUGUCGUAUCGUGGCUGGUCAGCUCUCAUCCGGAAUUAUGGAGCCCAAAGAGCCCUGUUGUGGCCGUCGUGGCACCAAUGCCAGCAGAGGAUCAUCUCGACCAAGCCACUGAAAAUCCUCGGAGCCUUUGUCGUUAUAACGGGGUUUGCGUUAAUAAUAGCCUUCUUGCAUGUCUUGUGGCACUACGCCAAGUUGACAAAGCUCAAAAAAAGGAUAACAGCAGAAGAGAAGGAAAACAAAAGAUGGCAGCUCAGCAUCGGCGGCUUCUUCGAGAUGCUCAUCAUCUCGUGUAGUGAUCAGCAGAUUUUCACCGGAGCGGCGUACGCCAUCACGAUGCGCUUCGCCAAAGCCUGCUCCAUCUCGGCCUACCACUACAAUGUUAUUGCGAACAUGCUGUUGAUCACCUGCGCCACACACUUGCUGACCCUUCUUGUGUCCAAGCACUACUGGGAGCACCCUUGGGUGGCCGGGAUCCGGACGGUAGCGACAGGGUUAUUGUAUCUCGCGACGGGAAUUUAUCUUUCUACCCAGGCAACCCCAGGUUCCGAGCUUGCGUUUCCGACCGCAGUUCCUAAAGACGACGAGAAAUGGAGCACCCUCCUUCUACCAGCCGCCUGCUUCCAAGGGAGCGCUGAGCAGUUUGCAAACACCUUGCAGCAGUCUUUCCACGGAGCCGGGCUGUUCAAGGUGGGCGACCGUAUCACCGGAUGGACUCCCUUCGUCAUUCUUGUCCUGUACUACGUCCUUGCCAACAUUGUUACCCUUGGUCGGGUCGUUCGCGCAGGACGGGAGAAUGGCGGAAAGCGGGAAAAGUUUUGCAAGUGGUUGGUGGACAUGAUAGGACAGAAGAAGCUGAAGUGGGUGAAUCGUAUCGGUGGACAGGUCUAUGGCGUCUAUCUCCUGGCUGGCCUGGUAAUUUCAGGAUACACGAUGGCCUCCUCUUCCGAGUACAUUGAGAUGCUUCGCCGCUGGGUGGACCGGUCAGGCUGGAUCCAACUCUAUAAUGGCACCAACCCGGAGAACGACCCCAAGUCCUUUGGUCAGCUUGUUCCUCUUCUGAUGAUGACACUUACCGUGUUUACGUUUUUGCAGAUGCUGAGUGAGGCCAUUACCAUCAGGAAGUUGAAGAAUAACCACAGCGAUGAGCUUGAGGACGUGAGGCAGGAAUUCGAAGACCAACUGGAAGACGCAAGAACAAGUUCGGACAAAGUCCAAGGCAGUGGCAUGGGCAACGGAAAGCGGCCUGAGGUCCACGAGAAGGAGGCGUUCAGCAGGCCAUCCGAAGCAAGUGGAAGCCAGGCUUAUGGGAUGAACUCCCAAACGCCUCUCCCGCCGGCCCCGAUGUACACCAUGUUCGCCAACCCAUCUUCUUCGAGCAGCGCUCCGUUCUUUGUCUACGCCGCACCGCCGACUGGCUCGCCGAUGGCAACACCCGAUUGGGCUUCCAUGACGCCGCAGCAAGGAACGCCGAUGCAUUUUAUCAUCCCGGCGCAGUUCGUAGCGGGAGCGUUUCCGAUGAUGACUCCUGGAAACGGAGGCGCGCCUUCUCCUCCAGGAUUUCCUUGGAACUCUCCCACUCCUUUCGGACCUGGUCCUGCCCCGGCCUCGAGCGAACCUGGCCCGAGUAAGCCCUCGCCGUCCGAUGAUGUGUCGUCUUCGCCGGAAGCCUCAACAAAGGCGGAACCUGAGAUCACCACAAAGGACACCAAGUCGACGCCAGUGGUUUCCGUGUAUGAUGUGAACCCCACGCCACCUCCGCCAUCGCGAUCCUCGACCGUUCCCAUUCCGAAGUCGGACCCCUCCGAUAAUGAGAAGCUGGCGCCUCAUCCGGCUAACCUUCGAAGGGCUGAUAGCGAAUUUACGCUGAUAGGACAGCCGAGCUCGAGCCUGGAUGCCGGGGGCCCGACAGGUCAGCCAAUGCCGGCACAAGGCCCCAGUGGUGUUGCUGCGGAUCCCAACACGCUAAGUUACUUUCCGGCAGUUGCCGAGUCAAGCGCAGAGGAAGAGGGUCAGGAAGCAGAGAGAAGGGCUGGCGAAGGAAAUACUGCGGGAGGCACUGGAUUUGAGGUUGGAAAGGCGAUGUAGGAUGCCAGACGUCAAUAGCGAGGCUAAAGGGAGUUUGAGGAAUCAAGGCUACCGGGUUAAGGGAAAGAAACAUGAUUUGGCUGGAGUUUUGGGCAUUUGGCUUCUGGGAGGAUGUGCUACGAUACCAUGGCUUAAUGAGUUUGAUAUAGCAUUGAAUAAUAUGUGACAACGUUGGAGAGCUC